AUGUUUACUCAUGUUAUCCGACGUUGUUUUAUACCAUGUCUUAUUCGACGAUCACUUUCAAUAGUUCCAAACAAUUCUACUGUACCUUCAUCACCCAUACGUAUUUGUAUCGUCGGUAGUGGUCCUGCUGGUUUUUAUUUGACACAAAAUUUACUAAAACUUAAUCAGACAAUUCCAACAACAAUUGAUAUCAUUGAAAAAGCACCUGUACCAUUUGGCCUUGUUCGAUAUGGUGUGGCACCCGAUCAUCCUGAAGUAAAAAAUGUUAUAAAUACAUUUACAAAAAUAGCUGAACAUGAUCAUGUACGUUUUAUUGGAAAUGUUCAUAUUGGUAAAGCAAUUGGAUUAAAAGAAUUACAACAGUUUUAUCAUAUUAUUGUUCUUGCUUAUGGUUCAUCUGUUGAACGUAAUUUAAAUAUUCCUGGUGAGACAACAUUAUCAAAUAUUUUUUCUGCUAAAGAUUUUGUUGGAUGGUAUAAUGGUGUACCAGAAAAUGCUCAACUUCAACCACAACUUGAUCAUACAGAUCGAGCUAUUAUUAUAGGAAUGGGAAAUGUAGCACUUGAUUGUGCUCGAAUUCUUCUUUCAUCUAUUGAUGAUUUAGCUAAAACAGAUAUUACUGAUGUAGCACUUGAAACACUUCGCCAAAGUCGAAUACGACACGUGAUACUGGUUGGUCGACGUGGACCUAUGCAAGUAUCAUUUACUAUAAAAGAAUUUCGUGAACUUACCAAAUUAAAUGGUGUAAAAUCAAUGUUAAAUAAAGAAGAUUUUAAUCAAAUUGAUCAAAGUAUGAUUGAAAAAUUAGAACGACCCAGAAAAAGAUUAACUGAAUUAAUGUUAAAUACAGCUCGAACAAAACAAUCGAAAGAUAAUGCUGAACGAUUUUGGUAUUUAAAAUUUUGGCGUCGUCCAAAACAAUUACAUGGAGAAACAAUUGUUGAAAGUGUUGAUUUUGAACAUACAGAACCUGUAGCUAAUAGUGAUUUUUCUGAUGCAAAUCUAUCCGUUCAACAAAAUGAAACAGUAGAAACAAUACCAUGUGGUCUUGUCAUUAAAAGUAUUGGUUAUUAUGGUGUCCAAAUUGAUCCAUGGUUACCAUUUGAUGAAAAACGUGGUAUUAUUAUAAAUCGACAAAAUCGUAUUGACGAUCGACCUGGAUUUUAUUGUACUGGUUGGAUUGGACGAGGAGCUCGAGGUGUUAUUGCUGAAACUACAACAGAAUCCCAUACAGUUGCUAAACGAAUUAUGGAAGAUAUUGAACAAGGUCAUUUGACUAAUUUACAUGAUGUUAAAUCAGGAGGUGAUGGUUUAAUAGCACUUGCUAAAUCUCGUCAAAUUCGAUGUGUUUCAUAUGAUGAUUGGAAAAGAUUAGAUAUACAUGAAACAAAUCUUGGUCAUGCCAAAGGAAAACCACGUGAAAAAAUAGUCAAUAUUCAAAGAAUGCUUGAAUUAACUGCAUGUUAA
Rotaria sp. Silwood2 is the source of this 1467-nucleotide messenger RNA. NCBI's taxonomy places the organism in Eukaryota, Metazoa, Rotifera, Eurotatoria, Philodinida, Philodinidae. The record is from the annotation of a GenBank genome assembly.